Molecule: messenger RNA, 696 nt
Organism: Rhagoletis pomonella (apple maggot)
Lineage: Eukaryota; Metazoa; Arthropoda; Insecta; Diptera; Tephritidae
Product: histone H3.3A
Exons: 3
Coding region: 116-526 (136 amino acids)
Cellular component (GO): nucleosome
Molecular function (GO): DNA binding; protein heterodimerization activity; structural constituent of chromatin
Source: RefSeq, a predicted model, not a curated record
AAAGUUCAUUGUUUAAUCAGUCGGUGAUUGAGUAGGACAUUCGUGAGUUGUGAAAGUUCAAUUUAUUUAAAACUUCUAAAUCAGCAAAAGAAAAAAAGUCUAAUCUUAAACAGAAAUGGCACGUACUAAGCAAACUGCACGUAAGUCGACCGGUGGAAAAGCUCCCCGCAAACAACUCGCAACCAAGGCAGCUCGUAAAUCUGCUCCUUCCACGGGUGGCGUAAAGAAACCCCAUCGUUAUCGCCCUGGUACUGUUGCUUUGCGUGAAAUUCGCCGUUAUCAAAAAUCCACCGAAUUGCUGAUUCGUAAAUUGCCAUUUCAGCGUUUAGUGCGUGAAAUCGCCCAAGAUUUCAAAACUGAUUUGCGUUUUCAAUCUGCUGCCAUCGGUGCUUUGCAAGAAGCAUCUGAGGCAUACCUUGUAGGUCUUUUCGAGGAUACCAAUUUGUGCGCUAUCCAUGCCAAACGUGUAACCAUUAUGCCGAAAGACAUUCAGUUGGCUCGCCGAAUCAGAGGAGAACGCGCUUAAGCCACAACAUCUAUAUCCAUAAUAAUAUAUUUACCAUUUUUUCUUAAUUAUAUGAUAAAAUUAAUAAAAAUGUACUACAUGUAAGAAUGUCUUAAAUUGACAGGCAUAAGCUUAUUUACAUUUGGUUAAAAAAGAAGUUGCUAAAUAAAAUGUUCAGAUCAAAACAUUUA